UUGCUCUGGGUCCCAUGGCGCUCUGGUGGACUCUGGCCAUUGCUGUCACCUGCCUCAGCGGCCUCACAUCUCCGGGCCCCGUGCCUUCCACCACGGACCUCAGGGAACUGAUUUCGGAGCUGCGUAACAUCUCACAGAACCAGGCCCCGCUCUGCAAUGGGACCAUGGUGUGGAGUGUCAACUUCACGACCGGCGUGUACUGCGCAGCCCUGGACUCGCUCAUCAACAUCUCCGGCUGCCAUGCCAUCCACAAGACUCAGCGGAUGCUGAGUGGACUCUGUCCAGACAAGGCCAUGGCCAAGUAUGUCUCCAGCUUGCAAGCCCGGGACACCAAGGUGGAGCUGGCCACGUUUGUGAAUGAUCUGCGCAAAUACUUACAGUACCUGUACCGCUAUCCCACCCUCGACAAGCACCACUGAUGUGUGCGGGGCCAGCCCCAGGCACAGCAGCUGCCACUUCAUCUGCCUUUUGGCUGUCGGGGUGUCCCUGGGGAAGGGGGUAGGGGAAGGGAGAGGGAGCAGUAAGAAUUCCUAGUUUAGACCUCAUCUGUGCUGCCUGCCUUCAGCCCAGGCUCUGAGCAAGGGGGACAAGGGGACCACGCCCCUGCUUGGAGCAGUGGCAUCCCACAGGGUGCCAUCCUUGCCAGG
Molecule: messenger RNA, 647 nt
Organism: Ochotona curzoniae (black-lipped pika)
Lineage: Eukaryota; Metazoa; Chordata; Mammalia; Lagomorpha; Ochotonidae
Gene: IL13
Product: interleukin 13
Exons: 4
Coding region: 15-419 (134 amino acids)
Biological process (GO): immune response
Cellular component (GO): extracellular region
Molecular function (GO): cytokine receptor binding
Source: RefSeq, a predicted model, not a curated record